This is a messenger RNA of Pocillopora meandrina, 3219 nucleotides long. NCBI's taxonomy places the organism in Eukaryota, Metazoa, Cnidaria, Anthozoa, Scleractinia, Pocilloporidae. The record is from the annotation of a GenBank genome assembly.
AUGGAAAUAAUGGAACACAAGGAUAAGAACGGCCUUACCCCCAUGAAGCUUCUAAUAAAACACUUCCCAGAGAGUGCACAGCUGGUCAUGGAUUACUGCAUUGAUCGAUCAGGGACAGAAAGUUCUGAUGAUCCAAAUUUUACCAUCACUUGCAAUCUCCGUUUCUUAGACCCCAGUCCUACUAACGCUAUUUGCCAGAGAGGAAGCCGUUUCUUUGGACCGAGCACCAUGGUGAAACACGAACGUAGAGAAUUACUCGAGCAUCCUUUGACACAGGUCUUGCUGAAUAAGAAAUGGUCUUCUUUCGGGCGCUUAGUGUUCUACUUUAACUUUAUGUUCUAUUUUGUCUUUGUUGUCAUGUUUACAGCUUUCUUAAUCCGAUUCAUGCAAAACAGUGAUAAAGGAUCGGGAGAUUUUUUUAUGUAUUCAAUAGUAUUUUUACUUAUAUUUGUCCAGUUCACUAAGGAAGUUAUUGCAAUACUUGUCCAGAGGUUUCGUUAUUUCACCACUUUAAGCAAUCUCACUGAAUGGAUACUCUACAGUACGACGCUUUUAUUCAUAACGUUACUUCUCAUUUUCGAUCUGAUAAUUUCGUUAUUCAACCCUGAGAAGCGUCAUAAUUUUUACCCACAAUUAAUCUGGGUGUUGGGUGCCAUUUCGAUUUUCCUUUGCUAUGCGAACCUAGUCUUGGUUCUUCGUCGGUUGAGUCUGGUUGGAAUCUAUGUCACCAUGUUUAUAGAGGUCACUAAGUCGGUUUUAAAAGUACUUCUAAUCUUCUUUGUCUUGUUCUUUGGGUUCUCCAUGGUGUUCUACGUCCUCUUUAAAUCAGAGGUAAGAUAAAAUAAGAGAUAAAUGUGUAUAUGAGUAAAUUUGCUUCUGUUUGUGAUUUAUGUGAGUUUUUUCCAUUUUUAGUGAGUAAAAAUAAAUAAAUAUAUUCCCCAUCCUGUACCUUUUCGCGCCGUUUAUUGACUCGCUCAAUAGCAACAAGCCUGAAAGAUUUGGUUACAGUAAUUAAUUAUAAUGUCACCGGAUUUUGGGCUCAAUAUGGGUGCAGCAAAUGCCUAAUCGUACCUUUUCAGUGCGCUUUGACGACACAUAAAGCUCGCUCGGUCUUGUCAAGGGGUACCUUGGAAUCAUGACUCAACUAAAAUCGCUUCAUCUUCUAACGGAGCGCGCCAAAAAGGUUCGAUUAAGGAUGAUAUAACGUUAUAGUAAGCGAAAUAUGCAAUAACGAUAAACAAUAAACAACUCCUAAGAUCUGAUUGUUAAUUCUCCCCUCUAGCUGCUACACAUUUCCUUUUAAAUUAGUUAAGAGAAUAUGGUGUUAGAAUAGGAAAAACAACUUUUGUAUGAUAAGUUUAUUCUCAUUACCUGUUUGCUAGACAGUUUAUGGAUAUUACACGGAGAAGUAACCUCUCCAUCACCUCUGGGAGUUAAAGGGCUAAAGCGCUGAGAGUCUCUCGUAUUUCCUCCACAGGAGGUGGUAUUUAAACAACCGGGAUUUUCUUUACUGAAGGUGGUAGUGAUGACAAUUGGAGAGGUUGACUUUGAAGACAGAUUCAUGCAUUCCCAGAAUAUCACAAACGAGCCGACAUUUUCUCAGACAGCUUCUUUCGUUUUCCUCGGCUUGUUCUUGAUUUUAAUGACCAUUGUACUGAUGAACCUGCUGGUAUGCAUUAAGAUAACAAACUUAUUUGUAACUUUUAAUACUACUAGUUGGAUGCACAAGUAUAAAUGAAGCAGCGUUCUAUCACAAACGCAGUAGUCUUAUUGGCUUCACCACUCAUUAUCUAUUUGACAUAUGGAUCCCAUCUUAACAUGUGUCUAUUCAGUGUGAUAUAUUAACCAUUUAGCCCCUAAGAGUGACUAGCAUCUAAUUUCUACUUACAAUAUCACCACUGAAUUACACAUUAAUGUCAUGAGAGUAAAGGAAAUAAUCACCAACUAAAGAAACUCUUGAUUGUUAGACAAAUUCUCCUUGUCAGCACCUGAAUACUGAUAUCAGAGUGUAGAGGGUUAAGCUGAAUUAUGCGCGCAUUUUGUCUGCUUCUUACUUACGAUGUAUCGGUAGAUAUACAUCCAUAGAUGACAUCACCAUUGACAAUUUUUUUCUUUAUCGUAUAAAACAUACAGAUUCCAUGUAGGUAUGGGUAUGUUCAGUAACAGAUCACAAAAGACCUCAAAAUAAAGAAACAACGUCAGUGACACGCUCGGCUGCGCCUCAUGAGCCACUUUUUUGUCCUUACCACAUUUUGACCUCAUCUGUGAUCUGUUACUGAGCAGACGCUCGGCAACAUAGAACCUUCCUGUGGAAUACACCACAAAUAACGUCAAUUGUAGUUGAAACAAAAAAUUGGAACACGGGACGGAACCGAGUGUGCCACCGACUCAAAAUUCGUAUCAUCAAGACGCUUCCAUGUAAGAAAUCAAACUUAGUGCUACAAUUUGUAGGACGUUGAUCACGGUUACAUGUUCACCUACAGGUGGGUCUUGCCGUGGGUGAUAUCGACGCGAUCCGCCGCAAUGCUGCGUUUAAAAGGAUGGCUAUGCAGGUCAUGUAUAUCGCCAAGGUCGAAAACAGCUUCCCGAGGUGCAUCUCGCGGCGUUUUCGCCAUCCAGAAGUAACUUUGCAGCCAAAUCGUCGAACUCUAAGGAAAAGGUAUGCCGUCAGUACCAUUCUGAUUAAAAGUCACUCGUUAAUCUCAAAAUGUCAGAAAAAUUCUAAAAAGCGACUUUACAACGACUCUGUCAAUGUCUACUUCUCUUUAAUAUCUUUACCAUACAUUAUCCAGUCAACAGUCAACGAGAAAACUGAGCAGUUAGAAAUUAUUAUUUUGAUCUAACACUACAUUCUCGUCACUGAUUGACAGGAAAAUUUAUAGCAACUUGAGGGGAGAAGUAACAAUCACAUCUUGGGAGUCAAAUUAAGGGUUAAAAUGUUCACUUCACAAAAUUAUUUCUUUGUCUUCGAUAUCCAGGUUGAUGCUUCUUCUUGGAAUGAAGACAUCUUCGGGCUUGGACUUUACUCCUCGCGCCAAAGAAGAACCGUUCUCCGGUGUAGUUUUGGGUUAUACUGAGAUUAAGAAAAAGCUUGACCUUACUGAGAAACGCGUCGAAACAUUGGUUGAUACGAUGGAGGCGCAAAACGCUCUGCUCAGAAAAUUAGUAAAAAAGAUUGAUCCUGGAACCAAGAUGGACGAGGAGAGCAUGGAAAUGUAA